Messenger RNA from Auanema sp. JU1783, 489 nucleotides. NCBI's taxonomy places the organism in Eukaryota, Metazoa, Nematoda, Chromadorea, Rhabditida, Rhabditidae. The record is from the annotation of a GenBank genome assembly.
AUGUCUUACGAUUUGGCCACCGCUGAAAAUGCUGCUUACUCCCCAUUCUUCGGGUACAUGGGAGCUGCAUCUGCCCAAAUUUUCACUGUAUUGGGAGCCGCUUAUGGAACUGCUAAGUCCGCUGUCGGAAUUUGCUCCAUGGGAGUUAUGCGACCUGAACUCAUCAUGAAGUCCGUCAUCCCCGUUAUUAUGGCUGGUAUCAUCGGUAUCUACGGUCUUGUCGUCGCUAUGGUCUUGAAAGGAAAAGUCACUUCUGCUAGUGAUGGAUACAAUUUGAACAAGGGAUUCGCUCAUCUUGCUGCUGGACUCACCUGCGGAUUGUGUGGACUUGGAGCUGGAUACGCCAUUGGUAUUGUCGGAGAUGCUGGAGUCAGAGGAACUGCCCAACAACCUCGUCUUUUCGUCGGAAUGAUUUUGAUUCUUAUUUUCUCUGAAGUCUUAGGACUUUACGGAAUGAUUGUUGCUCUUAUCCUCGGAACAUCAUCUUAA